AUGUCUUUAGAAGAUAAAAAUUCCUCUGUUGCUGCUCUUCUUACUCAGGAUGAUGAUGAAGACAAUCAAGCUCAAGGUGUUGAUACUUCUCAAGGUUUUGAAGAUGGUAAUGCAUUCCAUGUUUCACCAAGAAAGGAUGCCACUGUAUUAUGGAAUAUCAAGGAGACAAGCAAUCAUGAUGUCACUAUAAAUGAAUCUAAUGUGGAUACUAACAUCGAUUCUGGUGAACCAAUCAUUACUUGGCUUCCUAAGAAGACUGUUGUAACUCCACCCGAAGGUCUUAUUUUCAUGUCCAAUAUGGAGGAGGGUAGGUCUUCAAAGAUCACUCAGAACUUAUCUAAUAAGGACCCAAAUGUUACUAUAGGUGAAGAGAACUCAACAUCUGUUAUCGAUAAUUCAACUGUUCCACCACCACCACCUUCGUCACCACUACCAACUUCAACUAUUACACCAACAACCGUUCCUGCUGUUUCUCCUACAUUUCAAGGUAUCAUCAAUGAGCGUAUCGCUUCUUUAUUCUCUUCUCAAUCAGAAGAUGAAGAGAUGCCAUAUAACGAAGAAGAAGAUGAUGAAAUGGUUCAGUUUGAUGUGCUAGAGUUUGAUCAUGCAGAAGAAAAUGUUGAUGAUAAUGCAAAUAAGUCAGGCAAGCAAUACAAAAUCCUUAACUCUAAACUCAACACCAUUCUUCAAUUUUGGAAUAAUAAUGCUGGAAAAUCCUCUGUGAGUAGUUAA
Lactuca virosa is the source of this 732-nucleotide messenger RNA. The record is from the annotation of a GenBank genome assembly. Lineage: Eukaryota; Viridiplantae; Streptophyta; Magnoliopsida; Asterales; Asteraceae.